Molecule: messenger RNA, 1196 nt
Organism: Hyaloscypha bicolor E
Lineage: Eukaryota; Fungi; Ascomycota; Leotiomycetes; Helotiales; Hyaloscyphaceae
Product: aldolase
Exons: 4
Coding region: 1-981 (326 amino acids)
Molecular function (GO): 4-hydroxy-tetrahydrodipicolinate synthase activity
Source: RefSeq, a predicted model, not a curated record
AUGGCGAUCUCAAAUGGAACAAAUGGAAAGAAAGCUGGGAAACCUUUCCCUCCCGGGGUUCAUGUCCCAAGUUUGACCUGGUUUAGCGAUACUCCUAACCAAGAGAUCGACUGGGAGGUGCAAGAGAAGCAUCUUAGCUUCUUGAUCGAGUCGGGGUUGCAUGGAAUCGUCCUCGCUGGUACCAACGGUGAAGCCGUCACACUCAGUCCCUCGGAAAAGUCUCAGCUCGUGAAAACAACACGAGAACUUUCGAUCCGGCUGGGGCGACCAGAAUUGACAGUCAUCCUCGGCUGUGGAGGAGGAUCAACACGUCAAGUCAUCGAUGAAACUCGACUGGCCAAAGAUUCAGGCGCUGAUUUCGCUCUCGUGCUCGUCCCCAGCUAUUUCCACUUUGCGAUGAACGAAGAUGCCAUUGUAGCAUUUUUUGAAGAGCUUGCAGAUGCCAGCCCGAUCCCAGUCCUAAUCUACAACUUCCCCGGCGUCUCCGCUGGUCUCGAUGUCAAUUCAGAAAUGCUCGAAAAGCUUGGCCAUCACCCCAAUAUCAUCGGCGUGAAGUUGACCUGUGGUGGUAUCGCCAAGGUAGCCCGCAUACGCUCGAGAUUCGAGCCAGAACAGUUCUGUGCCCUGGCCGGUCAGAGCGAUUGGUUAUUACCUGCUAUUUCAAUUGGUGGAACUGGCACGAUCACCGGUCUUGCAAAUAUCUACCCAAGAGCAUGCCUCGAACUCUACGACCUCGCCAUCAGCGGCAGAACCAAAGAAGCAGAGAAAGCCCAAAUUGAACUUGCCGCCGUUGAAUGGGGCUUUGCCAAGGGAGGAAUCAAUGGCACGAAGUGGGUUGUUGCCAAGUAUUUGGGGUAUCCGGAAGCUAGCUGCCACACGAGGAGACCGUAUCCUAGGUACAGUGACGUGAAGAAGCAGGUGUGGAUUAUGGAUAUCAUGAGGCCUUUGGAAGGGAAGGAGAAGAGUUUGGCGAAAGUAUGAACACACAGGAGGACUUCUUUCCUGACAAAUUGAACGAAAUCACGGAGAACAGAGGCUUCUCGGGCUCUGCAGGGAUAUGCUUGCUUUGAAAAGGGAGGGUCGCUUUACUAAAAACGGCCUAGUGGCCCCCUUUACCCCACUAUUUUAGGAUUUUCCCCAGAGUGAUGGAUGGGCUGACGCGAGGUCCCAUAUCCCUUAUAUUGUAGCUCCAUCCA